Coregonus clupeaformis (lake whitefish) is the source of this 609-nucleotide messenger RNA. RefSeq lists its product as uncharacterized. The transcript has 2 exons. Bases 1 to 609 code for a protein of 202 amino acids. The record is from RefSeq and is a predicted model, not a curated record. Lineage: Eukaryota; Metazoa; Chordata; Actinopteri; Salmoniformes; Salmonidae.
AUGCUGCUCCACUGGCUAGCCAAUAACAUGAACAUUGACAACAACGACAACAUGAGACUCAAGUUCAAUCCAACCAGGGGAGACUUUGGCUUUCAUUUCUAUCUAAAUGCUGACAGACCCCCUCGGUUACCUUUUCUGUCCUCUGAGAGUGGAAAUUACUACUCAUUUGGGAAUCUCAAUACCAUUAGGCAUAAUACCAGGGCACUUCCUGGUUAUGUUUCUCAACUAUACCGUAACUCAAGAACAUGCGCGGAGAUAGAUGAGAGAAACAGGGACAGGAUCUUAGUCCAAGUUAGUCCAGAAAGGUUAGAUCAGUCUAUAGCAGUGGAUAAUGUCUUCAUCACACAGCACCAUCCAUACAACCAGAACCUAGGUACAGCAUACGACCCAGAGAACACCUACCGCAUCACCCCAAACCUCUUAAGACAGAUCCAAAGUCUCUCAACCAUUGCCCAAUCUGAAAUUCCACGUAGAUUUAAUGUAGAGUUCAACAACAACAUACUGAAUGAUCUUGAACGCAUCUGGCGGGGGCCAGUGUGCUCUAAUGUCUACUAUGGUCAUGGCUCCUGGGGUCCAGGCCAGAUUUAUGCUGCAGAGAAGGUCCAGUGA